Molecule: messenger RNA, 1602 nt
Organism: Halichondria panicea
Lineage: Eukaryota; Metazoa; Porifera; Demospongiae; Suberitida; Halichondriidae
Product: 26S proteasome regulatory subunit 4
Exons: 13
Coding region: 151-1479 (442 amino acids)
Biological process (GO): proteasome-mediated ubiquitin-dependent protein catabolic process
Cellular component (GO): proteasome regulatory particle, base subcomplex
Molecular function (GO): proteasome-activating activity; ATP hydrolysis activity; ATP binding
Source: RefSeq, a predicted model, not a curated record
UCUUUCUAGAAGUGCUGAGUUGUUGCCCAACAAUUUUCUUUGCUGUCUAAGAGCUAGCUAGAGCUAAGCCCACCCCACAACGUUCACAUUCCUGACAAAAUUUCCGCAGUACACUCUACAUCCUUUAUUCUUCUUGGUACUUGAAACAGGAUGGGCCAACGACAAUCUGGCUUUCCUCCUGGUGCUGGAAGAGAUCAAGGAAAAAGAAAGCAAGACGAUAAGAAGCGAAAGUAUGAACCGCCACUACCAACUAGAGUCGGGAAAAAGAAGAGAGGGAGAGGGCCUGAGGCAGCCAACAAACUACCUCAGGUUACUCCACACACAAGGUGUCGACUCAAGCUGCUAAAAAUGGAAAGGAUCAAGGACUUUUUGUUAAUGGAGGAAGAGUUGAUACGAAACCAAGAACAGCUGCGACCUCAAGAGAAGAAGAAUGAGGAGGAGCGUACGAAGGUGGACGAGUUGAGAGGCACUCCCAUGGCUGUGGGUACACUGGAGGAAAUCAUUGAUGACAAUCAUGCCAUUGUAUCUACCUCUGUGGGGUCAGAGUACUAUGUCAACAUGCUCUCGUUUGUGGAUAAAGAUCUCAUUGAACCUGGCUGUACUGUGUUGCUUAACAACAAGUUCCACGCUGUGGUUGGAGUGUUGAUGGACGACACAGAUCCAAUGGUGUCUGUUAUGAAGCUGGAAAAGGCCCCGGAGGAAACAUACGCAGACAUUGGAGGACUGGAUCAGCAAAUUCAAGAAAUCAAAGAAUCUGUUGAGCUUCCCCUUACUCAUCCUGAAUACUACGAAGAGAUGGGCAUAAAGCCGCCCAAGGGAGUGAUUCUGUAUGGAUCACCUGGCACUGGAAAAACUCUUCUUGUAAAAGCAGUUGCCAACCAAACUUCGGCUACUUUUCUUAGAGUGUGUGGAUCAGAGUUGAUACAGAAAUACUUGGGUGAUGGCCCAAAGCUUGUGCGUGAGCUGUUUCGUGUUGCUGAGGAGCAUUCUCCGUCGAUUGUCUUCAUUGAUGAGAUUGAUGCGAUUGGAACCAAACGGUAUGAUAGUCAUUCUGGUGGGGAGAGAGAAAUCCAACGGACUAUGUUAGAACUACUGAAUCAGCUUGAUGGCUUUGAUUCUGGUGGUGAUGUAAAGGUUAUAAUGGCAACAAAUCGUAUUGAAACGUUGGAUCCAGCUCUUAUAAGACCAGGACGUAUUGAUCGAAAAAUUGAGUUUCCUUUACCUGGUGAGAAGACAAGGCGUAGGAUAUUCCAAAUACAUACAAAGAGGAUGACUCUUGCCGCUGAUCUUGAUCUGGAGGAGUACAUUACUGCCAAAGAUGAUCUGUCCGGAGCUGAUAUUAAGGCUAUCUGCACAGAAGCUGGUCUUAUGGCGCUGAGAGAACGUCGAAUGAAGGUCACCAGUGAGGAUUUCCGUAAAUCAAAGGAAAAUGUUCUGUAUCGCAAGAAUGAGGGUACUCCCGAAGGACUGUAUCUCUAGACUGUACUCCAUAAAGUUAUGCUCUAUCAUAAUUAUUAUCCCAAGCAAACUGGUGUAUGCAUGCAUGCAUGGUGAAUAGUCCACAGACUAAAAUUAAUGUGUAUAAAUUAUAUAGUAUUUGAA